ACCGUUCAGCCAAAUCACUCUCCACCUUUAGAUCACAGAAUCUUCUUCUCUCUCGCACACCCACUCUUCCUUCUUCUUCAUCAUUCCCAAAUUUCAACUUCAAAUUUCAUUUCCCUCUUUCAUUUUCAACUUCAUUUCCCUUUUCAAACCCUAGAAAACUUCACCGAACUCAAUUUCCACAAAUUCUUCAUCAAAUUCCUUCAUUCAUCGCUACAAUGCCGUUUCUAUCAGAGGCUGCAAGCGCGAUUAAAACCAGAUUCGGAUUCCACAAUCAUCCAUCCGAACAAAUUUCGUUGAUUCAGAACACUCCAGAUCUUGUGAAAUCUUCGGUUAAAGAUAAUAAUCUGUUUCAAAGCUCUGCAGUUCGGAAUAUUACCGAUUGGGAUGAUGAAUCUGUUGUUGGACAAAGUAGUGCCGCGGUUUCGUCCAUGCAAAGCUUUGAAUUGUGUGAAGAUCCUUCUUUCUGGAAAGAUCAUAAUGUUCAGGUUAUUAUUAGAAUGCGUCCUCUAAGCAAUAACGAGAUAUCGGUUCAAGGAAACAGUAAAUGCGUUAGGCAAGAGAGUUGUCAGACAAUUACUUGGACUGGACCUCCUGAGGCGCGGUUUACUUUCGAUCUUGUUGCAGAUGAGACCGUUAGCCAGGAGAAUCUCUUUAAACUAGCUGGUUUACCAAUGGUAGAUAAUUGCAUGGGAGGCUACAACAGCUGCAUGUUUGCUUAUGGUCAAACUGGAAGUGGGAAGACGCACACCAUGCUCGGUGACAUUGAAGGGGGAACUAGACGACACAGUGUCAACUGUGGGAUGACACCAAGAAUUUUUGAGCACUUGUUUUCAAGAAUUCAGAAGGACAAAGAGGCCCGUAGAGAUGAGAAGUUAAAAUUCACGUGCAAAUGUUCUUUCUUGGAGAUAUACAAUGAACAGAUCCUUGAUCUUUUGGACCCUUCAUCUAACAAUCUGCAGAUAAGAGAAGACAACAAGAAAGGUGUUUAUGUGGAAAAUCUUAAGGAAGUAGAAGUUAGUAAUGCUCGAGAUGUCAUUCAACUACUUGUUCAGGGUGCCGCGAACAGGAAGGUGGCUGCUACUAAUAUGAAUCGCGCUAGCAGCCGUUCUCAUAGUGUAUUUACCUGCAUCAUUGAGAGUCAAUGGGAAUCUCAAGGAGUAACUCACUUUCGAUUUGCUCGACUCAAUCUUGUUGAUUUGGCCGGAUCCGAGAGGCAGAAGAGUUCUGGUGCUGAAGGAGAACGCCUCAAGGAAGCUACUAAUAUCAACAAGUCUCUUUCAACCUUGGGGCUUGUGAUUAUGAACCUAGUCAGUAUAUCUAAUGGGAAGUCACACCAUGUUCCUUACCGCGAUUCGAAGCUCACAUUUUUACUUCAGGAUUCUCUUGGAGGGAAUGCAAAAACUAUCAUAAUUGCAAAUAUAAGCCCCUCUAUUUGUUGCUCGCUUGAGACAUUAAGCACACUGAAGUUCGCACAACGUGCUAAAUUCAUCAAGAACAAUGCCAUUGUAAAUGAGGAUGCAUCCGGAGAUGUCAUUGCAAUGAGACUUCAAAUUCAACAACUUAAGAAAGAAGUAUCCCGUUUGCGAUCUUUAGCUGGCGGAGGAGAAAUUCAGGAUAAUGACACUUCAGUAAUUAGCUUUCCAGGUUCUCCAAUAUCGUCCUUCAAGUGGGAGGGUGCCCAAGCCCAAGGAUCGUUCAGUCCAUUAACUUCUGCUAAAAGGGUAUCUCAGAAAAAAGAUUAUGAAGUUGCCCUUGUUGGGGCCUUUAGAAGAGAAAAGGACAAAGAGAGAGCAUUGCAGGCACUGAGAGAAGAAAAUGAAGCGGCCAUGAAGCUGGUCAAGCAAAGGGAAGAUGAGAUACAAGGUUUGAAGAUGAGGCUCAAAUUUCGAGAGGCUGAAAGAAAAAGGUUAGAAGCAGUUGCUUCCGGGAAGAUUUCAGCUGAGACACACUUGCUGAGCGAAAAAGAGGAACAUUUGAAGGAAAUUGAGGUCCUGCAGGCCAAGGUGGAUCGAAGUCAAGACGUAACUAGAUUUGCUAUGGAAAAUUUGCAGCUUAAAGAAGAAAUAGGAAGGUUGAAGUCAUUUUAUGAGGGAGGUGAACGGGAACUAAUGAAUGAACAAAUCAUGGUACUUCAAAACAAGUUGUUAGAAGCACUAGAUUGGAAAUUUAUGCACGAACCCGAUAUGAAAACAAAUGCUGACACCGUGGAGGACUUGAAUAGUGAUGGCGAUCUUCUUUCAAAUAAGGAGCCAAGUCCAAAGUCACGUUGGCAAUCUUCUCUUCGGGAGGAAAAUGAGUUUCUCCGCAUUCAGGCUAUACAAAACCAGGCAGAAAUGGACACCAUUCAGAAGAGGCUAGAAGUUUGCCUUGAAGAGAAAGAAAAAUUGGAAAGGCAAGUUGAUGAUUUGAAAGCAAAAGUUGAACAAGAGAAAUCUUCAACAAGUGAAGCUACAGAAGGAAGGGAGCCAAUUGGCCCUCCAUCAAUGACUGAUAUGCCAAUUAACAUCAAUAGCCAACUUGAAUUGAAGACAAUGGUUGAUGCUAUUGCUGCUGCUAGUCAGAGAGAAGCAGAGGUUAAUGAGACAGCAAUUAUCUUGUCAAGGGAGAAUGAAGAGCUAAGGGUGAAGCUUAGAGCCCUGCUUGAGGAUAACAGUAAAUUAAUUGAACUGUAUGAACAGGCUACUGCUGAAAGUAACAGAAAUAUUACUAAAGGUGAGAAUUCUCAAGAAAUUGAAUCCAAGGUUGAAAAUAGUUACCUUCUUGAAAAAAGAGAAGAGGAGGCCACAUUGAAAAGAGUGGUCGAAGAUCUCCAACAUCAGCUCAUGGAAAUCAAUGAAGAAAACGAAAAGUUGAUGAGUUUGUAUGAAAGAGCCAUGCAAGAGAAGGAUGAUCUUAAAAGAACUCUUUCAUGUUAUGAACAUGGAAGAGUUGAAACCAAAGGAGAAUUCGACUGCAUGGAAAAGCUUGUUGAAGUCGAUGGAGGGGAAAGAGACUCGGUAGUAGGAACUGUUUCUGAGGAAGCACAAGAUAGAGGUGAUAGUAGACAUGAGGACAAUCCUACUAUAUCCGGGUCUGAUUUAUGCCUUGAACCAGAUGGACAUGAAGAACAAAAGCUUGUACAGGAGGAUAAUGAGGUUGAUAUUCUGGACAACACUGAAAAGGACACUGAGAUAGCAAAUUUCCAUGAGGCAAAGUCAUCAAUGGAAUUGAAUUGUGCUAAAGAGAAGCUUGAAAGAGUUGAUGAACAAAUCUUAGAGGCUGUCAGAACGCUUAGCUGCGCCGAAAAUGAAAUUGUACAGGUUGAUGAGCUCUCUAGAGAAAUUCAAGUGAUAGAACACGAUAUUCAGGUCAAACAUCAGCAGUUUAAAUCCUUGAACCUUGAACUUAAUGAAGCACAUAAUAGAAGAACGUUAGCUGAUAAAAAAUUAUCUGCCCUCAAAUACUCAUUGUCAAAUAUUAUGAAGCACGAGUCAUUUUCUUAUUUUGAGCAACGGGAAGCAAAGGCAAGAGCCGCUGUGAAAGACUUGGCAUCUCAUAUUGACCGAAAGAAAGGGGAGUUGGCUUCUCUUCAAGCUUCCAAACAAGGGUUGGAAAAUGCUUUAAAGAAGAACCAAGAAUCUGAAGCUGAAUUAGCCAAAAAUAUUGCAGGCAUCAAAUCCAAAUUGGAAGAAGAGAAUCGCAAGCGUGAAGGCGAAAAAGUUCUCUUUGCUAUUGAUAACACUCGAAGCGUAGAUUCAUCAGUUAAAAGUUGGCAAUUUAGUGGUAAAGCAUUUGAUUUACUCAAGUUAGAAGAAGAGAAAACAAAGCUGCAAGCAGAGAUGAAGCUUUCUCAAGAAAAAUUAGGGGUUAUUAGAAAGGAACUGGGAAAUCUAAACAAGAAGGUGGCAAAUGUAGAGAGUCAGAUACAAGCUGUUGGAUUAGAAAUACAACAAGGUUUGAAGAACACGAAGGAAAAAGAGCUUUCACUUCAACGCGCGAUGAAUGAAAAAGAAAUGUGUUUGGAGUUUAGAGAUAACGGAAUGUUGGAAAUGGAACACUUGAUCAUUGAUCUCCAUCAGUGUUUGUUUGAGUAUGAUCUAAAGGAGGCUGAAACAAAGAUUCUAGGGGAAGAAUUGCAAAUGGAUUUUUUAAGAGCUGAAGAGUUACAAGCAUCCAUGAUCAUUGCUGCAAAUAGCAAUUUCUUAUCUUCCAUGUCUUGUGUAGGCACCUUUGAGAAGGUAGAGGAGCAGAUGAGAAAUCUAAGGACAUCUAUUCAGGAAACAAAGUUAUUGUUAGAAGGCAUUUCCCAUGCCACCUAAACUAUUUUGUUCUGUGAUGUUGUAACUAGUUCUCUACUUAAUUAAAGCAUGUUUUGUUUAACGCUAAUUAUGUAUCUGCUUGAAAACAAAUUGACCCCAUUUUUUCUAAAUUGUAAGAGAACAACUCAUGGCUGUUCUCCAAACUUCAUCUGGCCCUGUGUUGUUGUGUCCCACUGUUUAAACUUUAAAGUCAUUGCAGAGAUUUAAAAUCUGUGUCGA
Messenger RNA from Medicago truncatula (barrel medic), 4517 nucleotides. Its product is annotated as kinesin-like protein KIN-12E. The transcript has 22 exons. NCBI's taxonomy places the organism in Eukaryota, Viridiplantae, Streptophyta, Magnoliopsida, Fabales, Fabaceae. Gene Ontology annotation, molecular function: ATP binding; microtubule motor activity; microtubule binding. The coding region runs from base 216 to 4298 and encodes 1360 amino acids. The record is from RefSeq and is a predicted model, not a curated record. Gene Ontology annotation, biological process: microtubule-based movement.